UAUGCAACGAGGUGUUCAUGGACGAUUAAUGGAUUACUCCACUAGCGUACGAGAAGCAGCUGUAGAGCUGCUUGGCCGAUUUGUGCUCUGUCGUCCUCAGCUUGCUGAGCAGUAUUAUGACAUGCUGAUUGAAAGAAUAUUGGAUACUGGUAUCAGUGUCAGAAAAAGAGUGAUAAAGAUACUUAGGGAUAUCUGCAUUGAACAACCAACAUUUCCCAAAAUUACAGAGAUGUGUGUGAAAAUGAUUCGGAGAGUCAAUGAUGAAGAAGGCAUUAAGAAAUUAGUAAAUGAGACUUUCCAGAAGCUCUGGUUCACUCCAACUCCCCAUCAUGACAAAGAAGCAAUGACCAGGAAAAUACUAAACAUCACUGAUGUGGUUGCAGCUUGUAGAGAUACAGGGUAUGAUUGGUUUGAACAGCUUCUUCAAAAUCUGUUGAAGUCAGAAGAGGAUGCUUCAUAUAAACCUGUGAAGAAAGCCUGUACUCAACUUGUUGACAACUUGGUUGAGCAUAUCCUUAAAUAUGAAGAAUCUUUAUCAG
Molecule: messenger RNA, 539 nt
Organism: Meleagris gallopavo (turkey)
Lineage: Eukaryota; Metazoa; Chordata; Aves; Galliformes; Phasianidae
Source: RefSeq, a predicted model, not a curated record